Vicia faba (fava bean) is the source of this 1239-nucleotide messenger RNA. The record is from the annotation of a GenBank genome assembly. Lineage: Eukaryota; Viridiplantae; Streptophyta; Magnoliopsida; Fabales; Fabaceae.
AUGGCCGAACCCGAAACAUCCUCAUCCAACAACAACAAUAAAAAAAACAAUAUUCCAAUUGAAAUCGUCAGCGACGAAGAAAUGGCUUUCAUUGAAGCAGCUUAUGCUUCUGUCACUUCUUCCUCGAUAUUCGCUCGUUCUCUUUCUUCUUGUUGUUCUUCUUCAACGCCUUCUUCUUCUCCUCGUCUUCACAACAGUUCACUCUCCAUUAACUCGAUUACUCUUCUUUCUAAACGAAAGAUUUCUUCUUCGUGUGGUGGUGGAGGUGAUAUUGAAGAUGCUCUCAGAUGUGUUGAUUCUAGGAAGAAACCCGCGGUUUCGGAUUCCUUUCUUCGGAGAUUCAGGAAGAAACGUGCUUUGUCUGUCACCGAUCUUACAUCCACGGAAUGGUGCCCAAAACAAAUGGAGUUUUCACUCCUUCUUGGAGGGAAAAAGGUCAAUCAAUUUAUGAAAGCUGGCAUUGCUCGACACGCCAAACUUGAAGCAGAGGUUAUAACACGGGUGGAAGUGAAGGUUCAAUCGCAAGAAGAUCGAUGGGCCCUAAAGCUUCUUAAUUUUAUUAAUGGUGUGAAUCAGUUAUUGUUUGAAGGAUUAACUCGAGAACUGCCGAUAAUAGGCUUUGCAGACGAUGUAUGGAUGAUAGGAGUGAUUGACGAAGUUCGGAUGCCAUUAACAGAAAAUGAUCAUAAUCCAAUACUAAUAGACACAAAGACGCGUGCUCGAGAUACACUUCCCGCUGAACCACAGCGAAGAAAUGGAAGGCUUCAAUUGAUGUGUUACAAGUAUAUGUGGGACAAUUUAGUUGCUGAUAACUUUCCUUCUAGAAAGUUUUUUACCUAUUUUGGCUUAAACCCUCAAAGUAUUCUAUGUGAAGAUCUCAAAGUGCUAAGUGGUGACUCUGGAUUUUCUGCUAUGACCCUUGAUGAUGUGGUGAGAUAUUACAGAAAUACAUAUACGAUGUUGUCCCCGGCUAACGAUCAGCUUUUAUUGAGAUAUGAGUAUCAGAAAGACCAUUCAUUGCUUUGCGAAGAUAAGUUUGCAUAUGAUUCAGAGUGGCUAAAGGAUCAAAUUCAUUCUUGUCUUGAGUUUUGGCUUGGAGACCAAGAAGCUACUUAUGUUCACGAGGACGAGCGCUGGAAAUGUCGAUUCUGUCAAUACGCCCCAGUCUGCCCUGCAAAUACUGAUAGUAAGGAAAUGAGUGCCAAUACAAGUAAUGAUUCAAAAGCCAAAGAAGGCUAA